GAAAGUGAACACUAUAGGAGAACAGGAUACACAAAUGCAGGACGAGAGGACUUUAGAUUUGGAGGACGAGGAGCAGGCAGCUGAGAGAUGUGCAGGCGGAGUGGAGUAUCCUUUGGACGGUGGAGUUGAAAUGGAAUCCGUGUACAAUAUAAAAUUUCCAUUGCCAGAACAAACGGAUCCAGAGCUAUGCCGCGAUGAGUUUCUCAAGAACGUACUGGAGCAGUACAAGACGAAGGUGGAGAAGAAAACGCGAUCGCAAAGAUCGCGAGAGUUGACAUUCAUCGGGCUUGAUGGACCCGAGAAGACACUCGAGGCAUUGGCCAUCAAAGAGAUGAUUCGACGCUCCAGAAUGUCAUCAAGGGGCACAACAGUCGUGAGCAUCAUUCAGCGGCGUACCACGAGGCUUUACGAGAUAACGCUGGAGUGUCAGAAGGCCUCCGUCGACUUUAUGUUGCCACGCCUGCGCAAGCAGCUGGGACUCUUCAGUAAUCCCUGGCCCGGGGAGAUAAACAACAUGCCAAAUAAGCUGUUUCAUUGGUCGGUGGACCACUUCAUGCAGCGUUUGCACAUCAAUCAAUUGUAUCUGGAUGUCAUCCAGCGGGAGCGAACCAAAAGCGACUUGGAUUGCGUCAAGUUUCGCACGGAUCUGCACGAGAUAAUAUCGCUGUUGCAAGAGGUCCGAGACGACUUCAUCGAGGGACGAGACAUAUGCGAAUAUUCCAUGAAAUUGAUACAUGCUGCCAAAUACACUACGAACCCAAAAUGGGUUCAUAAUUUCAACAUGGCCCGCCAAUUGCAGGAGGAGCUGAAGUACAACUCCUUUACCAAUCGAGGCUCGAAAAACUACAGAAGGAGCACCGAUAACCGACAGUCGGGCAUGAAGAUUGACUUCGAGCACCAACAGGCUGUUGGACCCAUUGAUCUGCGGUAUCGCAUCAAUUGGAUGCACAGCUGCAGUGAUCAGGUACUGAUGCGACUGCAGGCCAGAGAGGAGCUCCUGCAGACCGAAUUGACCGACAUCAGAACCCAUAUGAAACAGGACACAAUGGUGCACAAUAAUUCAGAGUUCGUGUACGCAUACCUGAUUGAUUCCUUUAAGAAUAAGAUCAAGGACUGGGAGGAGAAGCUGGAGACUGAUAUGGAGAAGGCCGAACUGAUGUGCAAUCAAACCAGCAACAUGUUGCAAAAGGUCAAGGAUGAUCUCGUUUUCUACAGGGAUCAGCAGGAAAUGUUCAAGCGACGAAUAAUCGAGGUCAGGGCUCAAAUCGAGCAGGAGGAAAGGGAUCGCAUAGAGGAGGCGGAAAUACGGGCAACCGCCUUGUCUCUGAAAUUGUUGAAUAAGCAAAACAAACGUCGCGGCAAGGACAAGAAAAAGAAAUUCUAAAGUUCUCUCGAGUGAAAACAGUUUCGUCAUUCAAUCAAUCAAUUUAUUUAUGUUGGCAACCCAAACAAAAUAAUCAACAAAUAAUAACAGAAAAUUCAUGAACUUAA
This is a messenger RNA of Drosophila persimilis, 1491 nucleotides long. RefSeq lists its product as uncharacterized. The record is from RefSeq and is a predicted model, not a curated record. The transcript is spliced from 4 exons. The coding region runs from base 35 to 1384 and encodes 449 amino acids. Lineage: Eukaryota; Metazoa; Arthropoda; Insecta; Diptera; Drosophilidae.